Molecule: messenger RNA, 2122 nt
Organism: Phyllostomus discolor (pale spear-nosed bat)
Lineage: Eukaryota; Metazoa; Chordata; Mammalia; Chiroptera; Phyllostomidae
Gene: LIPI
Product: lipase I
Exons: 10
Coding region: 519-1778 (419 amino acids)
Biological process (GO): lipid metabolic process
Molecular function (GO): lipase activity; carboxylic ester hydrolase activity
Source: RefSeq, a predicted model, not a curated record
AUUCACCUAGGAAACACUUCUAGAGAGGAGUCUGAAAAUGGCUGCAGAGUUUUUAGGGGGACCUAGAAGGCAUUUGAAGCCGAGAAAAAGCCUAUACCAAGGAAUAUUGGAAAGAGUAUAUAGCAAGUUUUGUGACUGAUACUAGAAUUUUUGAAGAUGGCUCCUGGGCGCUGUAGCAGGUUCCAAUAUGCGCACUUUACAUUAGGAUUGCAUUUUGUAUACAGUGUACCAGUGUGAAAAAUUUAUUCUUACCUGAGGGUUUUUAAAAAUCUUAAAAACAAUAAAGAUAAUUUAAAGAAAGAGAUUUAGAAUUUCAGUACUUUGGUAAAUUAACUGUCAACUUUUAACUUGGCGUCCUUUCUGAAUAUAAUGUAUGUCUACAUAGAAACUUAAAAUCAUUGUGCAGAUAUCAUUCAAGUAAUCAGGGCACCAUCUGACCUUUAGAGAAUAAAAGACCAUGCCUUGAAUUCUCUCACCUAAGUAUAAAGGAUUCUUUCAGAGAUUUAUUUAAUCCCAAAAUGCAGAUGUUUCUGAUAAUGUAUACAAGGAACAACCUCAACUGUGCUGAGCCACUGUUGGAGCAGGAUGAUUCACUUAACGUUAAUUUCAACGUAAGCAAGAAAACAGUCUGGCUCAUUCAUGGAUACAGGCCAAUGGGCUCCGUUCCAUCAUGGCUUCAGAAGCUUCUAAGGGUUUUGCUGAAUCAAGAUGAUAUGAACAUAGUUGUAGUAGACUGGAACCAGGGUGCUACAACUUUUAUUUAUGAUAGAGCAGUUAACAAUGCCAGAAAAGUUGCUGUGAGUUUGAGUAAGUGCAUUCAGAAGCUUUUGAAGCAUGGAGCAUCUCUUGAUAAUUUUCAUUUCAUAGGUAUGAGCUUAGGAGCUCAUAUUAGUGGAUUUGUGGGAAAGCUAUUUCAAGGUCAACUUGGAAGAAUAACAGGUCUUGACCCUGCUGGGCCAAAAUUCUCUGGAAAACCAUCAAAUGGCAGAUUAGAUUAUACUGAUGCAAAGUUUGUGGAUGUCAUCCACUCUGAUACUAAUGGUUUAGGCAUUAAAGAACCCUUGGGACAUAUAGAUUUUUAUCCAAAUGGAGGAAAAAAGCAGCCUGGCUGUCCUAAAUCAAUAUUUUCAGGAUUAAAAUUUAUUAAAUGCGGCCACCAGAGAGCAGUUCACUUGUUCUUGGCAGCUCUGGAAACAAACUGCAAUUUUAUUUCAUUUCCUUGUCAUUCAUACAAAGAUUACCAGACUGGUUCAUGUGUGGAUUGUGAUGACUUUGAGAAAAAAUCAUGCCCUAGGCUAGGUUAUCAAGCUGAGCUAUGGAAAGAUGUUUUAAAAGAAAGAAAAAGAAGAUCUCUUAGGACCACUGUGUUUUUGGAUACUACUGGCACAAAUCCAUUCUGUACCUAUUAUUUUGUGCUCAGCAUUGUUGUUUUGGAUGACACUAUGAAGGAUGGCAUUAUUACAUUUAGAUUAUUAAACCAGCUUGGAAGAGUUGAAGCACCAAGGCUCUAUGCGAAUAAUAAAUCACUUUAUAAAGUUCAAGAAGUCAAGAUUCUUGCUCAGUUUUUAAAUGAUGUCGUAAAUGUUUCAAGCAUUGGUUUGGCAUAUUAUCAGAGCUCAAAACAGCGAUGUUCCACAUGCCAAUAUAGAAUCCAGCGUCUCAUGUUAAAAUCCCUUACAUAUCCAGACAGACCACCACUCUGCAGGUAUGACUUUGUACUUAAAGAAAGCAAAGAAGUAUUUCUCAAUCCAUGUACUUGCAAACCAGAGGAAAUAUGACAUGCCUUCUUUCAUUAAUUGUAACAACUUGUGAAUUAAAGAAGUUGUAACUGGGAACAAUGUAACCAAUAUUUCUUUUAGAAUGCAUUGUUCAAUUUGGAAUUCAGAUAUUUCUACUUUUUUAAAUAAACUUUUAAAAAUCAAAAAUAUAUAAAAUUUAAAAAUAUAUGUGACAAGCAUUCUGAGUUCAUUCUAAAAGCUAUUUAUUUCUGUUUACCUCAACCAACCAUUUAUCAUAGAAUGUUUCCCUUGUUUAUUAUUAAUAGAUAAUAUGUCUUUAGAAAAAAGAGAAUCUUACUGCUUCAAUACACUGUCUAAACAUUCUCCAUGUCUCAGACUCCAAU